Molecule: messenger RNA, 2097 nt
Organism: Fusarium keratoplasticum
Lineage: Eukaryota; Fungi; Ascomycota; Sordariomycetes; Hypocreales; Nectriaceae
Product: HET domain-containing protein
Exons: 2
Coding region: 1-2097 (698 amino acids)
Source: RefSeq, a predicted model, not a curated record
AUGAGCUCACGCAGAAGGUCACGCCGCCGCAUGGGCUGCCCCAACUGUGGGGAUUUCGACUGGGAUCAGCUUCAGAGCAACCCCUUCGACGUCUUCUUCAGUUACCCCGACAAAAUAGCGCAUACAGCUUCAGAAGGCUGCGCUACAUGUGGCAUCCUGCUAAGGUCAUUGCAGCAUUGCUAUCCUUACGUGUUUGACAAGCCUGAAGAGUAUAGGCUCGCAUUUCAUGGUUUCGAAGGGCCGAUGCGCUGGGAUUUGUUUCAUCCUGGUGAAGACAUUCGAGCUGUUUCCAGAACAAACAGGUUCAUUGAACUAUUCUCUCGUCGAGACGAUUAUUGUCCCUGGGAUGAAGUUGGGGCUGCCGAUCACUUCAAUUUCGACCUCGAAAAUGCCAUCCAGCAAGCCCAUAUAUGGCUAGAAAGCUGUCGCAACAGCCAUCCAAAAUGUGCUGUUCAAUACUCUGGAACUCUUCCUUCGCGAGUCGUUCGAAUUAUACCUCAGAGUAACCCUGCCGACCCUCUCAAUCACCCAAAAGUAAAGCUCCAUGAGACGACCCAAGGAGAAACAGGGCAAUACAUCACCCUAAGUCACUGCUGGGGCAAGAAUCCCAUCAUCACAACAAAGACAACGAAUAUUGAUCAGUAUAAGAACGAAAUUCCAUGGGGUGAACUAUCCAAGACAUUCCAGGAGGCCAUCAUAUUUGCAGGUCUGAUGGGUGUUGAGAGCAUUUGGAUUGAUUCCUUGUGCAUCAUUCAGAACAGUGCUGAAGAUUGGUCCGCAGAAGCUGUCAAGAUGGCUUCAUACUAUUGCAACAGCGAGUUUACCAUUGCCGCGACAGCCUCGACUGACGGAGCUGGGGGUCUAUAUCACCCAACUCCCCUCGUCGAAACUGCUAUCGAAAUUGAGGGAUUUGACCCCAAAACUCAGAGCGAGUUUCGUGUGGGAGUACGGAGACCCCUAGCUCAUCUUCACGACGCUUUGGAGGAUCGCACCAAAAUCGUGGACCGAUUUCCACUCUUAUCCAGAGGCUGGGUGUAUCAGGAACGGGUCUUAUCACGACGAUUCCUCCACUUCGGACCAAGAGAAGUUCACUGGGAAUGCCACGAGGAAGUUAAUUGCCAAUGCGGCGGUGGUAAAGCUGCUCUCGAGAUGAAUCCCUCCGGAGCUGAGACCUCAAACCAGGCUCUCGCCAUCACCGAAGGAAAACUCGCAGUCGACAAAAUCAUGUUUCUCUGGCUUGAGCAGAUCGAGAACCUCACCAGUCUGAACUUCACUCAUAUUAGUGAUCAACUUCCAGCUCUCUCUGGAAUUGCAACUUUGAUGAGACAGUCUCAGCAACCUGGGAGAUAUCUUGCUGGUCUCUGGGAAGAAGGGUUGCUCUUUUGGCUCUGCUGGGCGACUCAAAAAUCUGGGCAGCCAAGGACAUUGAAAGACACACCUUCAUGGUCUUGGGCGUCUAUUCAGGGUCACAUAUCCUUUUCCUUCAUCGAAGCGUACUUUAUGAAAGGUCCUUGGGGUCAGGCUGGCCACGACAACAUGCUACUUGUGAACGCAGCUCAAGUCAGCAUGAAGCAAUGCGUUCCUAGCAAUCCUUCGCUUUCAGGCAAGCUCGAAGAGGCAGUGCUGAAGGUCGAUGGACUAGUUGCUCCUGUUACUCUGAAUUGCAGGCAGGAUCAAGGUUCUGGCGAGGAGGUUUUCGGUUUCUGUCUCAAGUACCAAAACGCUGCAUCUUCUGGUGACUCAGCACCAGAUAUUUGCUAUCCUUUUCAGUGGGACAUCACCAAAAGGGACUACUUGACUUGUCUCGACGGUAAACCUGCUCUGCUAUUACACUUCCUCAGCUAUGAGAAGCUAGAAGCAGCUUAUGAAGGCCCAGAUUGGAUGCGCUCAUUCCUGAUAGUCAGACCCGUGGAUGAGAUGGAAGCGAGGUAUGAGCGAGUGGGCAUUCUCUGCACAGACGUGACAGGAGGGUUUCUACCAAGUAAGGCCUGGAUUGCCUUGGGGGAAAAGCAAAAAUCAGGACAUGCAGCAGUUCGCGAUGAGUUUUUGCAAUACUUCAGAACACUGUCUAAUCAUCGGACACUGGACAUCAUUUAA